This is a messenger RNA of Pseudomassariella vexata, 1728 nucleotides long. RefSeq names its product NADH-ubiquinone oxidoreductase 49 kDa subunit. Bases 77 to 1486 code for a protein of 469 amino acids. Gene Ontology annotation, molecular function: NADH dehydrogenase (ubiquinone) activity; quinone binding; NAD binding. The record is from RefSeq and is a predicted model, not a curated record. Lineage: Eukaryota; Fungi; Ascomycota; Sordariomycetes; Amphisphaeriales; Pseudomassariaceae. The transcript has 3 exons. Gene Ontology annotation, biological process: mitochondrial electron transport, NADH to ubiquinone.
CCAACCUCGACGGGCCAUUGCUAUCAGUAGAGGGCUUCGAGAUUUCAUCGGCGCCAUUGAACCUCGACCAGUGCAAAUGGCGACAUUAUACCGGCUCGCCGGUCACGGCGUGAGGCGCAUGCAGCUUGCAAAACCCUCAGUACGUGCCUUUUCCCACACAGCAUUUCGCCGAGCAUCCCAGGUACCUCCCGUCGAUCGCACUACCCUCAUGCCGGUCGACAGCGACUUCGCCCACCCAGCAGACCCCUAUGGCAUGCAACGACUCCAGAACCAAAAUGGCACGACCCAGAACUCAAGAGAAGGAAGCAUCGAGAAUCGCAAGGUCCGCCACUACACGGUCAACUUCGGUCCCCAGCACCCUGCAGCCCACGGCGUGUUGCGACUGAUUCUCGAGCUGAGUGGAGAGGAAAUCGUCCGAGCAGACCCCCACGUCGGAUUGCUUCAUCGCGGAACCGAGAAGUUGAUCGAGUACAAGACCUACCUGCAGGCUCUGCCCUACUUUGACCGAUUGGACUACGUUUCGAUGAUGACCAACGAGCAGUGCUUUUCGCUGGCCGUGGAGAAGCUGUUGAAUGUUGAGAUUCCCGACAGAGCCAAGUAUAUCCGGACCAUGUUUGCAGAGAUCACACGAAUCCUGAACCACCUCAUGUCCGUUCUGUCACACGCCAUGGAUGUUGGCGCCUUGACACCUUUCCUCUGGGGUUUCGAGGAGCGUGAGAAGCUUAUGGAAUUCUACGAACGCGUUUCUGGCGCACGUCUUCACACCGCAUAUGUCCGGCCCGGAGGAGUCCAUCAAGAUAUUCCCGUCGGCCUUCUCGAUGAUAUCUACCAAUGGGCCACGCAAUUUGGUGACCGGAUAGACGAAACGGAGGAAAUGCUCACAGAUAACCGAAUCUGGAUCGAACGAUUGCGAGGCAUCGGAGUCGUGUCUGCUGCCGAAGCUCUCAACUUGUCCUUCUCUGGUGUCAUGCUCCGAGGAUCAGGCAUUCCGUGGGAUAUUCGCAAGAGCCAGCCGUAUGAUGCAUACGACAAAGUCGAGUUCGAUGUUCCUGUUGGCAUAAACGGAGACUGCUACGACCGGUACUUGUGUCGCAUGGAGGAAUUCCGCCAAUCACUCAGAAUCAUCCACCAAUGCCUCAACGACAUGCCGGCAGGUCCAGUCAGAGUUGAGGACUACAAGGUCUCGCCCCCUCCCCGCGCCGCCAUGAAGGAGAACAUGGAAGCCUUGAUCCACCACUUCCUACUCUACACCAAGGGGUACACGGUGCCUCCUGGCGAGACGUACUCGGCGAUCGAGGCUCCAAAGGGUGAGAUGGGAGUUUACGUCGUCAGUGACGGUAGCGAGAGACCUUACCGAUGCCACAUCCGAGCUCCGGGAUUCGCUCACUUGGCCGGCUUCGACCAGGUCUCAAGAGGCCAUCUGUUGGCCGAUGCGGUCGCUGUGAUCGGAACGAUGGAUCUGGUGUUUGGUGAGGUCGAUAGAUGAGUUGGGUAGAAAAAUCAUGGUUAGAACAAAGAAGCUUGCCGAUGCCAAUGCGUGGUUGCCUUUCAUAUGUAUCAUAGCAGCAGGGAAGACCUCCACCUAGGAAGGCUGGGCAUCCUGCAUAGUGGCAUUCCGUGGUGCCAAAGUAUAUAAAUAAGUUUAUUAGUGUUGGGGGUCUCUGUGUCGCCAAGUUAGCGCCAACAAUAAGUGCUUCGUAAAGAUGACUCUGGGUAUCUUCUUGCCGG